AUGCAGCCAUCCUCCUCGUCUUCAGCGCCUCGCCUCAUGCCGACGCCGACGACGGUUUCGACGUGCUCCCCGCAGACUGAGCACGGAAAGCAUGUGUUUGAGAUCUUCGGGUACAGCCAGCACAGGAACAUGGGCUUGGAGCAGGUCAUCACGUCCGGCACCUUCUCCAUCGGUGGCCACGACUGGGCCCUCCUCUUCUACCCAGACGGGUACAGCAACCGCGAGGAAAUCUGCAUUUUUCUAAAGCACUUGAGCCACGCCGAGGUGCGGGCGUCCUGCGAGCUGAGGAUGGUCGACCAGACCACCGGGCAGCCUUCAUUCUUUCGGAAGACAGGCAUGACGUGGUUCAAUCCCUGCUGUUAUAUUCAAUGUUCAGGCUUGCGCAUGAACCGCAGGGAGUUCGAGGCAUCGGUGUACCUUCGAAACGAUCACCUCACCAUCGAGUGCAUUGUCACUGUGAGGAGAUCACGUGUCUCUACAACCCAAUUCGUGAACAAAAUCGAGGCGCCGCCGUCGUCCGGCAUCACGGAGCAACUUGCCAAGUUAUUGGAGGCUGAGGAGAAUGCAGAUGUCACAUUCAGUGUUGGGGGAGAGACGAUUGGAGCACACAAGAUUCUGCUGGCGGUGCGGUCGCCAGUUUUCAGAGCGGAGCUCUUUGGGCCGAUGAAGGAGUCCAAGGUGACCAUCGAAGAUAUGCAGCCUGCUGUUUUCAGGGCCCUGUUGCAUUUCAUAUAUACUGAUUCUUUGCCUGACGUUGAUCAGAAUGAUGCGGGAGAGUCCAACAGUGAUUUGAUCUGGCAUUUACUUGUGGCUGCUGACAGAUAUGCCGUAGACAGGCUGAAGUCGCUAUGUGAAAGCAUCCUUUGCAAGAAUCUUGAUGUGGAAACUCUGCCCACUACAUUGGCUCUAGCUUAUCAGCACAACUGCGACAAGCUUAAGGACAUUUGCCUUGAAUUCAUCUCCAGUUCAAGUGUGAUGGAUGCACUGAUGGCAACUGAUGGUUAUAAGGAUCUCAAGACAACAUGUCCUUCUGCUUUGAUAGAUAUGUUUGAGAAGACAUUGAGGUUCCAUAAAAAAUAA
Panicum hallii is the source of this 1080-nucleotide messenger RNA. Its product is annotated as BTB/POZ and MATH domain-containing protein 1-like. Bases 1 to 1080 code for a protein of 359 amino acids. Gene Ontology annotation, molecular function: protein binding. Lineage: Eukaryota; Viridiplantae; Streptophyta; Magnoliopsida; Poales; Poaceae. Gene Ontology annotation, biological process: protein ubiquitination. The transcript has a single exon. The record is from RefSeq and is a predicted model, not a curated record.